Messenger RNA from Phanerochaete carnosa HHB-10118-sp, 1751 nucleotides. RefSeq lists its product as uncharacterized. The transcript has 4 exons. The coding region runs from base 8 to 1387 and encodes 459 amino acids. NCBI's taxonomy places the organism in Eukaryota, Fungi, Basidiomycota, Agaricomycetes, Polyporales, Phanerochaetaceae. The record is from RefSeq and is a predicted model, not a curated record. Gene Ontology annotation, molecular function: protein serine/threonine phosphatase activity.
AACGCACAUGAACUCCCUGGCAUACCUCUCUCGCCAGUUCGAUGUACUGGCCUCGCCCCGGACGCCACCCUCCACGCCCACGCUUGAGACUGUUCCUCUGCUAGCAGACGAGGAUGCAGCGUCGCUCAAGCGCGUCCGGACCUGGUCGAAUAAGUCCCUCGCGAGUGCAGGAGCCGUUGAGAGUGCUUCUUACUCUCCAUGGAACCUCAAACGAUCAUAUUCGUCCCCGAACGUCCAGCCUGGUGAGCCCUCGUCCCCUGCUGUCCCUCCAUCGAUUUCGAAGAGUACCUCUGUCCCCGCGGCUGCCACUCCAAGACCAUCGUCCCGCCGUCCAUCGAUGUCUUCAUCCGAGAAAGCUCUUCGGCCCAAGCUGCGUUCCGAGAGCUUGUUUCACCGCAUAUGCUUUGUCCACGUCCUCUUUGCACUCUGGCACUAUCUCUGCAAUGUGUGGCGGUCAAUACGAGGCAGGGUCGGCCUCGUCGCGGAACACGAGGCUGCUGCGGAGGACGUGAGCGACGACGAGGACAAGGAGACGGAGGACGAGUCCAAGGACGAGAAGCCCGUCACAAUACAGGUCGAGCAGCCGCCGCCAAUACCGCCGCCAAUCCUGCCGGCGGUGCUCACGGCUCCGCUCGUGCAUCGCUCGACCUUUGACACACUCGCGGACAUUAAAUCACCCCUGCCUGACUCGUCGCUACCGCCCGCUGCCGCCGUUGCACCCUUGACUGCUGCCGCACGCGCAGUUGAGCACUCGCGCACGCCGACGCCGACGCCUGGUGGGCGCAAGAUGCCGUUGCACCUGCUACCUAAAACGCUCGUACUAGACCUCGAUGAGACGCUCAUUCACUCGACGUCGCGCCCGAUGUACUCCCAGGGCAUGGGUUCGAGCGUUUUGAACAGCUUUGGGAUCGGGCAGCGGAACAAGGGCUCAGGGCACACUGUCGAGGUUACCCUUGGUGGCCGCAGUACAUUGUACCACGUCUACAAGCGGCCCUUUGUUGACUACUUUCUCAGGAAGGUUUCGGCCUGGUACACACUCGUUAUAUUUACGGCAUCUAUGCAAGAGUAUGCCGAUCCUGUCAUUGACUGGUUGGACGCUGGGAGGGGUAUCCUCGGCCAACGUUUCUUCCGCGAGUCGUGCACGCAGCUACCGAAUGGCUCAUAUACCAAGGACUUGGCGGUAAUCGAGCAGGAUCUCUCCCGCGUCUGUCUAGUAGACAACUCGCCGAUAUGUUACAGCAUCAACGAAGCGAACGGCAUCCCCAUAGAAGGCUGGAUUAAUGACCCGCAUGACGAAGCCCUCCUUGACCUGCUCCCCGUGCUCGACUCGCUCCGCUUCACGAAUGACGUACGGCGCGUGCUCAGCAUUCGUGGAUUCCUCUCAUGACACCCGCCCUGGACCUUGCCCCAGCGACGGCAAGGCCCGCCGGGAAGACGCUAUUCUUUGACUGCAGCACACGAACACUCGUAUUUUUUCUCUUCCUUUCUUACUGGGCGGUAUCAUCCUUCUUGUAUCGCGUGUUGCUCUCUGGGUCGCCCACUGGCUCCGUCGUUUCUCUAAUUUACUAGCUGUCAGCCGUACAUAAAUCUUUUGCAUCUCCACCACACCGCAAGUACCACACACAUGCAUAGCACGUACACAGACUCCUCGUCUUCGUUGUCGUCGUCGUUUCCUUUCUUGCAGCGGAUUGGGCUAAUUAUUCACCUCAUAUUGUCCUUUGUACAGAUCCUCGGUUGUAUAUCAGAGUUCC